This is a messenger RNA of Rhododendron vialii, 1701 nucleotides long. RefSeq names its product 2,3-bisphosphoglycerate-dependent phosphoglycerate mutase 1-like. The transcript is spliced from 9 exons. Gene Ontology annotation, biological process: glycolytic process. NCBI's taxonomy places the organism in Eukaryota, Viridiplantae, Streptophyta, Magnoliopsida, Ericales, Ericaceae. The record is from RefSeq and is a predicted model, not a curated record. Gene Ontology annotation, molecular function: intramolecular phosphotransferase activity. The coding region runs from base 218 to 1255 and encodes 345 amino acids.
AGACAACCCUGUAUCUCUCCCUCUCUCUCUGAAUUUCGUUGUCAAAUACAUGUCACGACUGUAAUCUCCAUCACAAUCAUAAAUACCAGUAGGAGGAAUAGUAAUCUCGUCAACUUCUCUCGGAAUAAAAUCGUUUUCCCCCGAGAAGAAGCAAAGCUUGCAUUUUGGUCAGGCCCUUGGUUUUUCCGUCAAGCAUCAAUUCCCCUAUAAGCCAAGAAUGGCUGCUACUGCAUUUCAACAAGCCACUGGGACUCUUCUGUCCCAUGGAUAUUUCAUCAACUAUGGCUUUCGGCGGGAGAAUGGAAAACAAUCACUACGAUUGAUUUCAAAUGGUUUUAGAGUUGAUAUCGGGAUCUUGAGAACAGGAAGUUAUCGCUCUAGUGGGAGGAAGUGUAUUGUUGCUCAGGCCUCCUCUUCUCAGUUUUCAGUACUCAACCAAGCUUCAUCCCUGUCAAAUGACACCACCAUUGACUCUUCAAAGAAAUCAAAGGAAGCGGCACUGAUCCUGAUUCGCCAUGGCGAGUCUUUAUGGAACGAAAAGAACUUGUUUACUGGUUGUGUAGAUGUCCCCUUAACCACCAAGGGUGUUGAAGAGGCAAUUGAAGCUGGUAAGAGAAUCAGCAAUAUACCUAUUGACGUUAUCCAUACUUCUGCACUUAUUCGUGCACAGAUGACGGCUAUGCUUGCCAUGACUCAACACCGUCGCAAGAAGGUGCCCAUCAUUAUGCAUAAUGAAAGCGAACAGGCGAAAUCAUGGAGUCAAAUUUUCAGUGAAGAAACCAACAAGCAAUGUAUUCCAGUUGUCACAGCUUGGCAAUUGAAUGAAAGAAUGUAUGGUGAACUACAAGGUCUUAACAAGCAGGAAACAGCAGAUAGAUAUGGAAAGGAACAAGUACACGAGUGGCGCCGUAGCUACGACAUACCUCCGCCCAAUGGCGAGAGUUUGGAAAUGUGCGCUCAGAGAGCUGUGGCUUAUUUUAAAGAACAUAUUGAACCCCAACUUCUAUCUGGAAAGAAUGUAAUGAUAGCCGCCCAUGGGAACUCAUUGAGGUCCAUCAUUAUGUACCUCGACAAGUUAACCUCCGAGGAGGUUAUUAGCUUGGAACUAUCAACUGGAAUACCUAUGCUUUACAUAUCACAAGAAGGAAAGUUUAUCAGAAGGGGAAGCCCUGCUGGACCUACCGAGGCAGGGGUUUAUGCCUACACCAAGAGAUUGGCAAAGUACAGGCAGAAGUUAGAUGAUAUGUUUGAGUGAUGGCAUCAAUCAGGAUCAUACCUUCUGUUGUAUUUCCGAUUAUCUACAUGUCUAUCUGUGCCAUAUUCAGGCCGCAUAGCUGCUAACGCAAUGGCAUGAUUCAAAAGUGUUGUGCAUUUCACGGUAGUGCUAGAAAGCCGGCAACUGCUCUGUUGUAUUGUUCUUUUUGUGUUGUUAAUUAAGCCUCAUACCGGUUCUUCUAAGAAGAGAUAAGAGUGUCAUUUAGAUUUAGUGUGUCGAAUUCCUGUGAAUUCAAUAGGGCUGAAGUUUGCGGUUUGCACAUCUUUGGCCCAAGUAUUGUAGGGUAGGUGAUGGCAAUAUGUUAUAGUGGGGCAAUAAGCAAGGUAUAUUCUGCACCAGCUACCAAACUUGGUUCAAAACUUAAAAUGUAUUGUAAAAGACAGAGUGGUUUGAAUGCGUUGAGGAAAUUGAAUUUGUCGAUACUA